Messenger RNA from Micropterus dolomieu (smallmouth bass), 3791 nucleotides. It is a transcript of the gene trpm4a, whose product is annotated as transient receptor potential cation channel, subfamily M, member 4a. Lineage: Eukaryota; Metazoa; Chordata; Actinopteri; Centrarchiformes; Centrarchidae. The record is from RefSeq and is a predicted model, not a curated record. Gene Ontology annotation, cellular component: membrane. Gene Ontology annotation, biological process: calcium ion transmembrane transport. The coding region runs from base 216 to 2864 and encodes 882 amino acids. The transcript has 21 exons. Gene Ontology annotation, molecular function: ligand-gated calcium channel activity; calcium-activated cation channel activity.
UAGAUGCCUCUCUGAGGAAAGCUACGCCCUGGCUGGUUCUUGCUGGUACUGGUCCAGCUGCAGACCUUAUCAGUGAGCUGCUGGACAAUCUCUCCUCUAAUGGGGCAGAGGUGGGACCGAAGGAAACAAAGGGCGACGGUCUCAGCACAGAGCACCGCGACUGGGUUCGUGACAAGGUCCGGAGACACUUCCCAGGUGAAGCUGAGCUGGAGAAAAUGGUUGAUAGGGCUUUGAGUAUUUAUAAGAACAGAGAACUGGUCACUGUUUUCAACGGAGAACAGGAGGGUUCUGAUGAUUUUGAUACAGUUCUCCUCAAAGCCCUUGUUAAAGCUAGUAAAUAUGUGGCCAGUAAUGCCAGUGAGUACACUGAAGAGCUGAAACUGGCCGUGGCUUGGGACCGGGUGGACAUCGCCAAAACUGAGCUUUUCAAUGGAGGCAUACAUUGGAAGUAUGAGGACCUCGAAGACUCCAUGACAGAUGCACUGAUCAACAACAAGCCCCAGUUUGUGCGCCUCUUCUGUGAGAAUGGUCUGAAUAUCCUGGACUACCUGACAUACGGCCGCUUGGAAGGCUUGUACCGCUCGCUGUCAGACAGCUCAGUGGCCUAUGAUCUGCUCCAGAAGCAUCUGAGCGACAGGCAGGGCCUGGCUGGAUCCUUGCACAACCUAGAUGGAGCUAAGACAGAGGAGGGGAUACCUCUGAAGAGUCCGAGUGCACCAAAUGGACACGCCCCAGCAAUGGAGCUCAACCUGUAUCAUGUAUCCCGCCUGCUGUGGGACCUGUUGGGUGAUGUCUGUCAGCCUUUCUACUAUGGACCUCUGGGCCUUGACUACAAAAUCAGCACCAGGAGGGCUCUCAAGCACGUCAAUAAAAUGCUGGUGGGGGACUGUUCCUACCGGGAUCAGAGCUGUGCCUCGCCCUGGGCAGCGCUCUUCAUCUGGGCCGUCCUGCAGAACUACAGUGAAAUGGCUGUUUACUUCUGGGAGAUGACAGGGGAGUCUGUGCUGAGCGCUCUGGGGGGUUGCAAGAUGCUGAGGGAGCUUUCUAAGCUUGAGAGUGAGACUGAGAGCAAGCUGGCCAUGAAGGAACUAGCACAGAAGUUUGAGGACCUGGCACAUGAUGUAUUGGGUGAGUGUUACCAGAACAGCGAGAGUCGCUCCUUCACACUCCUUAUAAAGAAGUCUUCAGUGUGGGGUGGGGCCACGUGCCUGCAGAUGGCCACUGCAGCUGACGCCCGACUGUUCUUCAGCCACGAUGGUGUUCAGUCUCUGCUGUCACAGAUCUGGUGGGGUGACAUGGAGAGGAGUACUGAGGUCUGGAAACUGGUUCUCACCUUCUUCUUGUCCCCGAUCAUCUACACAGACCUUAUUAAAUUCAGGGAACAAGAAGAGGAUGUUAAGUCUGUGGAUGUUCACCAUGCCAGAGACUCUGACAGUCUGGAUGGGCAUGACGCCAAUGCCUUCUCCAUUGCUGACACAACACAAAAUGACGAAGAUGUUGAAGACAUCAGCCCUGAAAAAGAAAACCUGAAAGACUCUUUGCCAUCCAACUCGAAGAGACCAUUUAUUGUGUCACGGUGGAGACAGUUCUGGUUUGCCCCUGUCACAUCAUUCCUUGGCAAUGUGCUGAUGUACUUCCUCUUCCUCUUCCUGUUUGCCUACGUUCUACUGGUGAACUUUAAGCCCCCGCCACCUGACGGCCCUUCCCCUCUGGAGUUUGUGCUUUACUUUUGGGUUUUCACCUUAGUAUGUGAAGAGAUUCGGCAGACCUUCUUUGUUGGCAAUGCGUAUGUGCUCCAGAGUAUGAGGAACUACAUCCAGGACGUGUGGAACAAGUGUGACCUCACAGCCCUCGGCCUCUUCACUUUGGGUCUGUGCUGCAGAAUGUUUCACUGGUCAUAUGAGUUUGGCCGAGCUGUGAUGGCAAUAGAUUUUAUGGUCUUCACACUACGUCUGAUCCAUAUCUUUGCCAUCCACAAACAGCUUGGGCCCAAGAUCAUCAUUGUUGGCAAAAUGAUGAAGGACGUUUUCUUCUUCCUUUUUUUUCUGGCUGUGUGGCUCGUGGCCUAUGGAGUGGCCAAUCAGGCACUGCUCUACUCGUAUGAUCCCCGCCCUACCUGGAUAUUCCGCAGAGUGUUCUACAGACCAUACAUGCACAUUUUUGGACAAAUACCCAUACAUGAAAUGGAUGCUGAUAAAUUGGAGGAAGGAAACUGUACAAAUGAUGCCACACUAAUUGAAGCCGGUGAGGAGCCCUGUCUGAACACCUUCGCCAACUGGCUGGUUGUCAUCCUCCUUGUCAUCUACCUGCUCUUCACCAACAUAGUAUUGGUCAACCUGCUCAUUGCUAUCUUCAGCUACACCUUCUCCAAAGUACAGGAGCGCAGUGACACCUACUGGAAGUUUCAGCGUUACAACCUGAUUGUGGAGUACCACUCGAGGCCCUGCCUGGCACCACCCUUCAUUAUCAUCUCACACCUCCACCUUAUCAUCAAGAGAUACAUCCGCCGCAUCCCUUCUGUCAAGAGCAAACACUUUGUUCUGGAGUUACAGGACAGGAAGUCCAGCGGCCUUAUCACAUGGGAGGCUAUCCACAAAGAAAACCUCCUCUCAGCUCAGAAAAAGCGGGAGAGGGAGAGUGACUCAGCACGGCUUAAACGUACAUCUGUCAAGGUAGACAGCGUGCUUAAGCAGAUGGCAGAGGUCCGGGACCACGACCGAAGGCUGCAGCUGCUGGAGAAAGAGCUGGAGUACUGCUGCAGUGCCCUCUCCUGGAUGACAAAUGCUCUGUCUCAGAGUGAUCUGAUAAAGGCCGGCCACGCCCCCUCCGCUCCUCAGAGAUCUGAAUCCAAGCUGACUCCUUGAACUCCAGGAACACACACACACACACACACACACACACACACACACACACACACACACACACACACACACACACACAGUUUACUCAGGGCCAUUGUGUCAAAGAGCACCUUCUAUGCUAUUCUUAUUAUUAUUAGGGGUCCAAGCCCAAGGUGGCUGGGGGCUCCCAGUACCAAACGUGCUGGGAACUCUAUUGAAAUUGCUCCACAUCCACUUUUGUUGCCAAAUCAUAAAAGAUAUGCUAAAAGAAUUCUCCCAAGCAAAUGAUCUACAUGUUAUCCAAUCUCUGUGCUGCUUUCCACCUGUAACUUUCAUCACACCAAUGAGACUACGGGUCCGACUUGCCCCGCCUCAGUGGGGCCGCCAGGUGCGGCUUGUGCCAGGGGGCUUGGAUCUCAUUUAUACCUGCUUGCAGGUCUAGUUUCCUUUGUUUUACUUUGUUGAUUUCAGAUAUGUUGUUUGACGUGCAUUUUAAUUAGAACAAAUAGUAUGCUGAGGUAAAAAAGAUUUAACUUUUUUUUUAAAGUGCCGACAUGCUUUGCUGUCUGCUACAGUGCCUGUUUGGAUCCUACCACUACGAGUUGCCAAAGUCUGAAAUGUUCAAAUCUUACACAAGUAGGGCAUUGAAUGUUAAAUAGAGCCUUAAGCCCCAUAUGUGACCAGCAAGUGCCUAGUUAUUAUGUCUGCUAAGUAAGGUGAUUAUUAUUUUGUUAAAUAGAAUACUGUUACGUGAUCAUAACCUUUUCGGGAGAGAGCAACCUGCCUCAUUAACCUCAUUACAAAUCAAUAUUUUUAUAUUAACAAUGGAUCGAAUGUAGCCUCUUUUAGCUCAUUGUUUUGGCUUUGGUUUCCAUUCUUACUGCUUUCCAGCAGCUGUUUUCAGUAAAAACGAAAUAAACCGGGGCCCUUUCCUGCAUGUCAUCCCCUCUC